AUGGACGAUUUCUAUCAGCCCCUCACGAAUUCCACCGAUGCCAUUAACACCUCAAAAUCCGGAGGUUUGAUUACAAAUGCCCUCACAAUUAUUCGCUCGGUGCCGUUGCCUGUUGUUCUUAGUAUCGCUUUAGCACCGGCACUUCUGGUUGUAGCAACUAGACUACUGAGCGAGAGGCCGUCGGAAAAGCAAAAGGGGAAGGAUGGAAAAUCGGUUUGGAUGCCGGCUUAUUGGGUGCCAGGGCUGGGACAUGUGGUUGCAUUUUUGGCGAAUGGAGAGAAGUUGGCUAGCGAAUUAAGAGACCAAAGUGCUCAUGGUAUAUUUGCGCUUAAUCUCGGAGGCUCUACCCAUAAUAUCAUCUCAAAUCCAAACUUGGUAAAGGCAGUACUACAGAAGAGGGAAUCAGAUGUUGCAUUCAAGACUGUUGCGUUAGAUCUAUCAACGAAGUUUUUUGGACUACCCAAAAAGGCAAAGAAAGUAUAUAUGGACAACUGGGAGGAAUACACAUCUGUUUUCACUUAUCUCAUGAAAGAACCAUAUCUAAGUAGCAUGCUGGACAAAACCAUACGCAAUCUUGAAGAACUAAUUCCACAGAUGGUUUCAUUCAUGGACAGUGAGAUAGAUCAACAUCCGUGGGAGAAAUGGGCAAAUGCGGAGUACAUUUCAAACAACGAAAUGGAGAUUGAUCUUAUGGCCUUGGUACGAGAUAUACUUGGGCAUGCUUCUGUACCAUCUCUUUUCGGACGUGAAUUUUUGGAUAAUAAUCCACAUGUCCUGCACGAUAUUUAUGAAAUGGAUCGUGGUAUGAUGUAUUUCAUCAUGGGCCUUCCAUGGUUCACUCCUUGGCCUGCUGUUGCUAGAGCUCAUUAUUCUCGCUCCCAAAUUCAACAAAGUAUGACCAAAUUUCAAGAGGCUCUUGAUGCUUCAGUCGAUGGGAAGCAAAUGGACUCCUCAUGGGGUGAUUUAGACGACGUUAGCGACUUCAUCCUGAAGAGACAUGAAUUGUUUAGAAAACAUGGCUUAAACCCGAAUGAGCGUGGAGAUAUAUCUGUUAUCUGGGCUCUCAUAGUGAACUCUACCCUCAUCGUCUACUGGCACCUCCUUUACAUCCUCUCCACUCCCGGGCUCGCCGAUAAAAUCCGCGCCGAGAUCUCCCCCUAUGCAACUGUAACCCCUGGCGAGAAAAUCGGCUCUAUUUCAGAAGCACCACGCAUCCACCUCUCUCACGAAGAGCUAUCCAAAAAAUGCCCCCUUUUCAAAUCCACCUAUCUAGAAGCCUCACGUUUAUCUUCCCAGCCCGUAUCUCUUCGAAAACUGGAAAAUGAUAUCACCCUCACCGAUGCAUCAUCUGGCAAGGACACUGACAAAACUACCUACACGCUCCACAAAAAUGAAUACGUUACCCUCCCCCACGACCUCCACAUGCGCGACCCCUCAUACUUCCCCUCCCCCGCCGAAUUCAACUCGGAGCGUUUCCUCGUCACCGAUGAAACAGGCAAAACAUCCGUCGACCCCCAAACCAUCCGUCCCUAUGGUGGCGGACCCAGCAUGUGCAAAGGACGCGUAUAUGCCGAGCGAGAAUGUUUGGCUUUCGUAGCAGGGAUCCUUAUGUAUUGGGACAUCGGACCCGUUGCGAAGAAAGGGGAGAAGAAGGGUAAAUGGACGAUUCCCAAGAUGGUAAAAACCAGUGCGGUGUGUUUGCCGGAUAAAGAAACGAGGGUGAGGAUUAAGAGGAGAGAGGUUUGA
Messenger RNA from Botrytis byssoidea, 1746 nucleotides. RefSeq lists its product as uncharacterized. NCBI's taxonomy places the organism in Eukaryota, Fungi, Ascomycota, Leotiomycetes, Helotiales, Sclerotiniaceae. Gene Ontology annotation, molecular function: oxidoreductase activity, acting on paired donors, with incorporation or reduction of molecular oxygen; heme binding; monooxygenase activity. Bases 1 to 1746 code for a protein of 581 amino acids. The record is from RefSeq and is a predicted model, not a curated record. The transcript is spliced from 10 exons.